Letharia columbiana is the source of this 1653-nucleotide messenger RNA. RefSeq lists its product as uncharacterized. The record is from RefSeq and is a predicted model, not a curated record. Gene Ontology annotation, molecular function: phosphoprotein phosphatase activity. The coding region runs from base 1 to 1653 and encodes 550 amino acids. NCBI's taxonomy places the organism in Eukaryota, Fungi, Ascomycota, Lecanoromycetes, Lecanorales, Parmeliaceae. The transcript is spliced from 2 exons. Gene Ontology annotation, cellular component: cytoplasm.
AUGACACGCAGGAUUGUCCGCACUUCCGUCCAGCUCGGCAUCCUCACACUCAUAAUUCUCUUUCUUGUCUAUGUCCUUGACAACCGCUUCAAUGUCCUCCCGGACGCGAUACACAACGCUCUUCCUGCUCACCAUCCCGGUCUUGUCAUCACUGACAUAACGGUCGCGACCUGUUCUACACUGAACAUCCUCUCGAGCUGCAAGCUAGACCCGGGGAAAUGGCAUCGAAUAGAAAAGGAUCUGUACCUGUCACACGGCUGGCUUACUCACGCCUUUUUGCACAUUGAACGGAAGCGAGAGUCAGAGUUGACUGAGAAAGACCGAGUCAUCCUGGAUGUUCGGGUAGCGAGCUUGGAUCCCGUCACCUCGGAAAAGGACCAGGGGGCCGAACGCUGGGAAUCUCGCCCUGCAGGAAUCUGGCUCAAGCGCACCUCCAAGCACCGCGAAUCUGAUAGCAUCAACGCAGUAACCGCCGUCGAUGUGCUUUUUGGCUCAGACGCUGUAGAAGCGCGUCCGGGAUGGAUGCUCGCUUCCCAAGCCCUCGUCCUCCCUAAUGUUGGCGGCGAAAACCAAGAAGCUUACCUCAGUGUCCGCCGCGGCCCUCCAGCGAACGUGGAAAGGCCAACCCUCCACGUAAACAAAGAUGGCAGAUUCAAGGUCCUUCAAGUAGCCGACCUGCACCUCUCGACUGGUCCUGGGAUCUGCCGCGAUCCCGAACCUGCACUGCAUAACGGCGGCAAAUGUGACGCAGACCCUCGUACGCUCGCUUUCGUAUCUUCAGUCCUGGACAGCGAACGCCCUGAUCUCGUCGUUCUCUCUGGUGACCAGGUUAAUGGCGAGACAGCAGCGGACGCUCAAUCCGCGGUUUUCAAAUUCGCUCAUCUUUUGGUAGACCGUAAGAUUCCAUUUGCAACUAUCUUCGGAAAUCACGAUGACGAGGGUUCCCUUUCGCGUGAAGCUCUUAUGCGGCUUACCCACUCGCUACCUUAUUCACUUUCCGAAUUCGGGCCCACGACUGUGGACGGUAUAGGGAAUUACUAUAUCGAAGUGCUUGCGCGCGGUACGUCUUCGCACUCCGCUCUCACUCUGUACCUGUUGGACACCCACGGCUACAGCCCCGACGAACGCCAAUUCCGUGGCUACGACUGGCUCAAGAAGAGUCAGAUAGACUGGUUUAAGACGACUAGUCUGGAGCUGAAAAAUAGUGCUUCGCAUCAGGGCUAUACACAUCAUCAUAUGGACAUGGCGUUCAUACAUAUCCCGCUCCCUGAAUACCGACUUGUUGAUGACAUUGUCUUGUCCACCGGAAACCAGCCCGAGAAUCCCACAGCGCCAGGCUUCAAUAGCGGUUUCAAAGACGCACUGGUUGAGGAAGGUGUAUUAGCUGUCUCUUGUGGGCAUGACCAUGUGAACGACUAUUGCUCGUUAUCCAAGUCUGCGGACGACAAGCCGGAGCUGUGGAUGUGCUAUGCAGGAGGCAGUGGAUUUGGAGGUUAUGGUGGCUACGGAGGAUAUCAUCGGCGGGUGAGGGUGUUUGAGUUCGACAUGAACGAGGCCCGGAUUGUGACGUGGAAGAGGGUUGAGUACGGGGAGACAGAGAAGCAGCUCGAUAAGACGAUUAUUGUUGAGAGUGGAAGGGUGGUGGCUGCCUGA